Messenger RNA from Oreochromis niloticus (Nile tilapia), 5997 nucleotides. It is a transcript of the gene znf385a, whose product is annotated as zinc finger protein 385A. The record is from RefSeq and is a predicted model, not a curated record. NCBI's taxonomy places the organism in Eukaryota, Metazoa, Chordata, Actinopteri, Cichliformes, Cichlidae. Gene Ontology annotation, molecular function: nucleic acid binding; zinc ion binding. Gene Ontology annotation, cellular component: nucleus.
GAGGUAUUGGAGGUGUCAGCCAGCCUCCUUAGUAUUCACUCCAACACCCUGUGACUCACAGCCUCAGCCUGAGAGCGUGAGAAGGGUAGUGGUGGGGCUAGAGAUAGAAGAGAAAGAGGGAAAGAGAGAGCAGGACAAGAGGAGGCACUAUGAACAUCAGGCAGCAUUUUUUGUAGCCCCAGGCUCACGUGUUUAUAUCUGUAUGUGUUUGCAAGCAUGCCCGCCCAAGGGGAUUAAUUUUUUGACAGCUUUGUUAAGCCUUCUCUUAAGCGCUGAGCUUCUCAAUAACAUCGUGGCUGUGUGAUUUUCAGAACGUCUCUCUGUGAUUCCUCUUCACAAGGGAAGCUGGAGAGAGAGACAGAAAGAGAGAGGCAAAGACUAGUGCUCAACAUGACAGCAGGCAUUCUUUGAGUGGCUCCUCGGUGUGGAGGAAGUGGACCAUAAGAAGCUGGCUGUGAAGCUCCUCUUCAUUCACUGACUGCAUUGCUAUGGUCGAUAGUUAGAUUUUUCCGCAGCCCAUUUUCUGUGUCCGACUCUGUCUGUCAUUGUCUCAAUAUUCAAUCCUUCUGGUUGUCUCUUCUUGUCACUCAGCGUCUCUUCAUUCCUCUGUCAGUUUGUAUUUAGUUUAAUCUCUGCCCCUCCUUCUUCUGCUUCCUCCGCUCUGUCGCUUUCUAUUUAAUCUCUCCUUUUUGCUUGCUCCCCCCUCACUCCCACUCCCAGUCUCAAGUCCAUCCCCUUUGAUGAAACCGCAGAUGUUGAUAAGAAUGUGUAACUUUGUCUGGGUAGGUUGAAAAGAUGGAGGGAGGAAAGGAGAGAAGCACAAACGCGCACAGCUAAAAGGUUAAUCCCCUUACAAGUCCACACACACAUGGAGUCAAAGGGUAGCGAGGCGGAGGUAAUAAACAGCGAAUGCAACAGACAGACGCAAAAACCAGGCUCACUGUGAGGGGGAGAUGGGUGAGGAGUGUGUGGCAAAUAAAAGUGAGAAAUUGGUUUUGGGAGACAGCAUUUUCAGUCAAGCUCUGUCUCCCCUUCAUGACUUCCACUCUGCAUGAUGACAAGUGCCUGCUGCUGUUCCCAUUGGUCGAACCUGCCACCAAUCAGAGCAGAGGCAUGUAAGGUGCCUUUAGGUUAUAUCCAAUCCCUAAAAAACAAGGAGCAGAGAGAGGGAGAGAAAGCCAGAAUGGGAAAGGGAGUUGUGUGCUUCAUAGAGAGAGACCAAAGCAGAUGUUGACUUUAAAGUAGAUCGAACUGCUUUCCUUUUGAAGCUGUGAAGUGAUACAGUAGAGAGGAAACUGGUUGUCAGCUGUUUGUUGGAGACCACACCACAAUUCCUCCUGGCUGCUGUGGAGAAGAAGAUCUUGGCUCUGUAGUCUCCCCCCCUGCCAGCGUGAUUGGCUGUCACACUUUAGGCUCCCCCUUCUCUCUUUUUCUUUUUCACUCUCUCUCUCUCUCUCUCUGUCUCUGUCUCCUCUGUACUGUCCUGAGGCUUACCUGAGCCACCACUGCAGAAAAAGAGGACCCCCCUCCUCAUACACACACACACACACUCGCACUGUUUCUCUCUCACACACUCAGUUUUUCACCUGGAGAGAGCAGGCGCAAGGGACGGCAUGUGCAGCAGCAGCAGUCUCUCCUCACAUCUAGCCCUACCUCUCUGAGUUGCCUCUUUCUGGAGAGUGGAGAGCAACUCUGAAAAGACAUUUUGGAGCCAUUGUACCCUUGGAGAAAACAGGAGAGACGGGGGGCAGUGAGGGAACACUUGUCAACCCAGGGACACCAAAGGCAACGCAUAGCAAUGAUUUUGGGAGGCAUCAAUCGGGCUGGGGCAGCAGUGCCGACAUUCUUACGGACCCCCACAGUGAUCCAACCCCACUUGGACAUGAAGCCCUUCCUGCAGUUCCCAGUGGAGACCCCCCCUCCUCCACACAGCAUGAGCCUCUUCCACAACUUCAAUACGAUGGACCCGGUGCAAAAGGCUGUGAUCAACCACACCUUUGGAGUUCCUCUGAUCAAGACCAAGCGACCAGUCAUCUCCUGCAACGUCUGCCAGAUCCGCUUCAACUCAGAGAGCCAGGCAGAAGCCCACUACAAAGGGAACCGCCAUGCCAGGAGAGUCAAAGGCAUCGAGACCUCUAAGAGUCGUCCUCAAGAAGGAGACAAACCUCACACCCUGCCCCCCACCUCCUCCCCAUCUCCGCCUGGAGCUCCUGGCACAGCCCCAGACAGCGAGCCCAGCAAAGCAGGUACGAAACACAAAACUAUCCUGGAGGCACGGAGCGGGCUGGGCCCUAUAAAGGCAUAUCCUCGCCUGGGCCCCAAGCCCAGUGGAGAACAGGGAGGGGGGCCGGUGGACCCCAACACUCAGGAACGAACCUUCCACUGUGAGAUCUGCAACGUGCGGGUCAACUCUGAACUGCAACUAAAACAGCACAUAUCAAGUCGAAGGCACCGGGAUGGCAUGGCGGGCAAGCCUAACCCUCUCCUCAGCCGACACAAGAAGCACAGGGGAGCCGAUCUAACGUCUUCUUUGACCUUCUCCAAGGAUCUCACCAAAGCUUUGGGUGCCGGGCUGUUGCAACCCUUGGCGGUUGCGGCAGCAAUGGCCGCCGCAGCGUCCUCAAACCCACUGGCUCUCCGCGCGGCUGCUCCCGCACACCAUCCACCUCAUCACAUCUUGCAAGGCCCGCCUCUCAGUCACGCAAUCCUGAGACCUGCCCCGGGGCCCAUCCGCACCACCCACGGGCCAAUCCUCUUCUCUCCUUACUGACACAUAACCAUCUGACUUCAGCCAGUCAGGAACAUCCACUCCAAAAGCACACUGUGAAGCUACAAACAUGAUCAACUAACAGCAAUUGAUAAGGGGGGAAAAAAUCUGAUAAUAUAAAUAUCUGACUGAGAGAAUAGCAAGGGAACAGUGGAAAGGAGUACAAGCAUAUGUCUCUAUUUUUCCCUUUACCUGAAACUCUCCAUUCACUCUUCCUCCAUUUCAAAAGACUUUUUGAGUGAUCUGCAGAUGGAAUUAUCAGAGAGGGAUAGUCAUUAUGCAUCAAACUCCCUUGUACAUUUCUCACCUCCUGGUCCCUCCCUUGCACUGUGGCCCUCUCGUGGCCACCUCAAUAGCUACAGAAGAAACACAUGCAGACCUUUCUAGAAACGUUCAACCACAUGUAGUGUUACAUAAUUAUUCCGGGACAGGUUGUUUUUUCCACCUGUCAUCAUGGCUAAAUGUGUUCUUCUCAUCCUAUGCACCUCAAAAACAAAGACAAUAAUGUUAUGUCAGUAGGGUAGCUGCUUCCAUCAGUCUUUGCUGUGUGCGCCACAUGUAGCUGUACAGGCUUCAGCGGCACUGUACAUGUCCUGCUCCGUGCCGGAGGUCAGCAGCUCUCCAAUUUGUGACAUUAGGUCUCCGCUAGAUACAACAUGACUUUGGCUGACAGGCAGGUGGUAGCCACAUCCGAACAUGUCUGAUGGUUGGGGGGAUGAGUGGAGCAGAAAAGUGACUGUGGGGGAUUGUUCUUUGCUGUCAUUUCCUGAGAGGGUGAGGUGAGAGGAAGGCUGGCACGGGUCACUGGAUGGAUUCACCACAGGCAACUUGCAGACAUACACAGGCCUGGACAAAUAUGUGUUUUAAAAUAGAUUGUACCAACAAAAAUUGCUACAGGGCACAUCUGCCAACCUCCAUAACAGUCAGAGAAUAGGCUCACCAAAGGGGAGAGGAGACGAAAGAAGCAGCAGAAAUCACACAUUAAUACAUAGUUGUACUGCCGGGUUUAAACACUCGAUCACCAUCUUUAGCUUUGAUUGCAUUUUAUGGAAAGAAUUCUGCAGUUUUACGAACAGCAGUUUGAAAUAAAGUACUUGAGAGAGAGAAAAAGAGGAUAGGUGUUAUGCUUCAGCUUGGAUUAUUUCAAAGCCAAUCAUCAUCCUCACAUCUUGCUGGUCUUCGUUCGCAGGCCGACUGUGUAGGUGGCCAAGUAUGACUUGCGUACGACCCUUUGUCCGAAUUUUUUUCUGCAUGCCACCUCACAGCAGGAUGCUACACAGCAUUCUGCAUCACUCUGUUGACCUCUCCCAUUUCUGCACUAUCCUUCUCCUCAACUCCCUAUUAUCCAAAGGUUCAUAUGAGUUCAUAUGUGGGAGACACAUCAACACUGGCAACCAUGAUGCUGAAAGGCAACAAAUUAAAUAGAGGAAGUUGAAAGCCAAAUACAUUCUUUGACAAAUGAUCUUGAGCUGAAGCGACAACCAAGCCAGAAGCCCAGAGAAGCCGCCCGGAGCGGGAGCCGAGACGUCCAGCCCAAGGCAUCUAUUGAUACUUCCUGUCUUACAACUGAAAGCCAUGAAACACACCAUGAUUUGUUUUCUUUUACAAAGACUGGUGAGCACUUUGUUUUUCUUGUUUGGUUUGGACUGUUGGUUUACAUUUAUAUCACACAUUUAAAAAAAAAAGAGCAAAAUAGAAAACAUGAUAAAAAAAAUAUUUUUGUAGGUAGGAAAUGUUAUUAACGUCAUCAAGGGAAACAAGGAAAAGGGUGAAAUUAUCAGAGAGUGAAUUAUAUAAGGGACUCAGCCAGAAUGAUAUAAACAGGCAGAUCAAUUGACUCAGUGGGGAGCCACAAACACUAGCUAAGCAGCAGCAGCAGACUUAUCUUGCCUGACAGCUUGAAACUAACACCCUUUUCUGAACGAGAUGUACACUGUGCCCUUUCAUUGAGAAGCAAUGAGCUCUAAUGUCUUACCUUUGUCUGAAUAUUGCAAUGCAAUGAGCAAUUUUUAUCAGAGUGACUUGUUAUCAUUGUGACAUGUUGUGACAUAUUGUCUGGAGUCAUGUGUAAAGUGGGAGCACGCCAGCUGACUGACUUUUCUGUUCUUCCAUGAGGAGUGCAACUUCUUGAGGGGAUUGAGGUGGUGACGGAGAGACAGAGGUGUAGCUAGAGAUAGGGACUGACCCUUCAUAUUAAAGGGCCUUUUUACUAUGGUAAUCUCUGCUUGGGGAACAGGGUACAACACCAGGUAUCAAGGGAUUAAAGCUAGAUCUGUUCAACGGGUUUUUGUUUUAUUUGGACUUAACGAAUUGCAUUAUGUUGUUGUUUUUGGGGGUUUUUUUCUGUGUGUGAGAAAUAUGUCUAAGUGAAAAUCUAGAGGAACAUUAUCAAUGCCAUUACUUAAAAAGAGAAGCUGGCUCUGUGUCGGCUUCCACCAUUGUGCUCUUUUUGUUGCUGAACGUAAUCUUCAAGUUCAUUUUGUGAGUGAAAUGCUAUUCCAGGAUCCUUCUUUUCUUCCUGUUGGUGUGUGUACUAUAAGUAUUCUAGUGUGUGUUGGGACCUGCUCUCUCCCCACUCCCCACCAAUCAGAGACAGAGGCAGCCUGGAUCUAUAAAGUGGCCUAACACAACUAUGGGGACAAAAACCUGCGUGUGUUUGGUACGGUGAGAUUCAUCAGUCGUUCUGGAUUCAAGUCACAGAGUUGACCAAUAACCGAGCCUUAUCAAAGUACUGCAAAGAUGUCCCUGGUAGGUCAGUCAAGUAGCACCACAUGUUCAUAUUGUCCUUGAUAUGUUCAUAAAGUGGUAAAUACCAGAGAGUCAUUUUCAUCAUUCACAUGUGGGAAAUAAAUGGUAUUCCUAUUUUCUGGGCAGGUAUUUCAUGUUAGCUGUGUUUAGGCUACUAGCCUUAGCCUUAUUCUGCCCUCAGUCUUUCUCAGAGCAGAGAGAGAGAGAUGGAGAGGCUAUGGUGUAAUUUUGUCUUGCCAAUAAAUUUAUUUUUGAAUUUCAUUAUUAGAGGGACAAAGAGUUUGUAUGGCGAAUUGUAGCAAUACCUGACUCAUUCUGGCUACUCUUGUUUAUUGCAAUAAGAAAAUUAAACAAUAAAUGUGUAUGUGAGUAAAACAUUAUAAAUGUAAUUUAAAUGAAAAAGAAACUUUAUGGUAAGUACUACUGGUAUCAAGAGAAACCAUGGUGGAAAAAAGUAAAUGUCAAUAAAUCAUUAAAUGAUA